UGAGAGAAGUUUUCGAUUCGAGACAAAUCAGUGAAUCAGGUAUAGGCGCUGGCGCUCGACACGUGGCUCUCGAACCGGAUUCGGUUUCGUUUUUCUUCCUGUGUUAGAAUACGAAACGACGAGGGCCAUCUCGAGGAGGACUGCCGCCUACCGUUCUAAUUGAAAAUCGUUGUCGGCGUCAAGAGCGUCUACGCUUUCGGAGGCUCGAAUUGUGAGAACAUUUUCCCAAAAGUCUGAAAGUGGUCGGCGCGGCGGUGUAUGGUCGUACUGGUCGUUGAUGCACCGGGUCUCUAUUUGUGUCAAUUUGGUCGCAGCUUGAUGCGCAGGUCAAGGUUAGAAUAAUCCUCGGAGAUCCUCAGGCUCCUGAGUCUUUAGAGGAGCUCUUGUAGACGACACAAAGCAGAGGCAAUUCGUGCUCCUCUGCUCCGUUCGUUUCUGGCUUUCUAGUUGCGCAGAAAAUGAGUUCGGAAACCUUGUUCGAACCCGUGAGUAGCGACGAAGAAGAUGUCUUCGAAAGCGACUACGAGUCGAUAUCAGACGACUACCUAUCCGAUAUCUCUGACUUCGAAUACUGUAUCCUCGAUGAGGAAUCGAACGACAUAGAGAUAAGGGGAACGAUUUCCACAUUCAUCCACGACGACCGCGAAGAGCAAAAGGAGACCUCGGAGCCUCCGAAUAAGAUGGCCGGAUCGAAUAACAAAGUGCAAUGCAGGAAUAAAUGCAUUCUACGGGGUAAUUCCACAAACGGGGAGAAACGGGACACAAAAUCAUUGAGCGUGCUUGUGACCACGCAUCCUGAGGCACGAUUAGGUCAUCGCAGGCCGCGUGACGAGCUUGCUGACUGUCCCGCAGAGCCCUCGCCCACUCAUAAAGUGAAAAGUUGUUUGAAAGAAUUCGGCGAUAAAGUUGACGGUAGAAAUUUCGAUAUCAUGAGCCUCUACACAUGGGGCACUAAGGCCCAGCUACAGGAAGCCGUCGAUGCGCACAUGAGAUUCGCAAAACGGUUGAAACUGCAGAAUAGGGACACGUGAUGCGUAUUCCGCAUUGGUCGGGGAAUCCGCUCGCAUGUGGUUCGUCUGGAACUUCGUAGAACGUUACUCGCUGCAAAGCUGCUGCAGCUGUGGUCUGUUUUAAUUUUCUAACAUUCUGUAUACCGUUUAUCCUCAGCCUAUCCUGCGUCUGAAUGCUUGAAGCCAGGUAGGCACGUUGUCUCGAGAAAAUUGAUAUAAAUCCCCGCGAACCUUGUCCUCCACGCGGAAUCCUGGCGCAAA
Messenger RNA from Galendromus occidentalis (western predatory mite), 1271 nucleotides. RefSeq lists its product as uncharacterized. The transcript is spliced from 2 exons. The coding region runs from base 459 to 1031 and encodes 190 amino acids. The record is from RefSeq and is a predicted model, not a curated record. NCBI's taxonomy places the organism in Eukaryota, Metazoa, Arthropoda, Arachnida, Mesostigmata, Phytoseiidae.